CCCGUAUAGCGAUUGAUCGAAAACGGACUGUGAAGCUUACAUCACGCCAAGACCCGCAAAUCGAAACAUAACGACUUGACCUUGAUAUUCCGGCUGUGCGAUGAGCGGGCCGCCAAACUUUCCAUUUCCAGGAUUCCGUCCUGGAAUGCCAGGGGGUAUGGGCUAUCCUGGAGCGCCGCCAGGAUUUGGUGGGAUGCAACCAGGAAUGGGCAUGCGGCCUCCUAUGAUGAUGCCUCCGGGUGGUAUGGGGAUGGGCGGUAUGCCUAUGGGAAUGGGCAUGGGUGGAAUGCGUCCUCCGAUGGCCAGCCCUUUGAUGGGACCUCCUCGCCCUAUGGGUGGAGCUAGCGCUCUUGCGAAAUCUGUGUACGUCCCCCCUUCCAUCGCUGAAAAGAGCACGACGGUAUACGUGGGGAAGAUCGCAUCUUCUGUUCCUGACCCGGUGGUCAAGACCCUGCUGGACGCGUGUGGUCGCGUCAAGUCCUGGAAGCGGCAGGUGGACCCCGACACAAAGCAGCCCAAGGGAUUCGGCUUUUGCGAGUUUGAGGACGCAGAGGGGGUUCUGCGCGCGAUGCGCCUGCUAAACGGUCUCAAGCUGGAUGGCCAAGAGCUGCUGUUGAAGUGCAACGCAGCAACGCAGAAGUACACGGAGCAGUAUGAGCAGCAGAAGGCCGCGGAAAAGGCGGAGAAGAAAGCAGCUAAAGAAGCAGCAGCAAAAGCAGGCGACAGCAGCGGCGAUGUGGCUGGAGACGCCAAGGAGGGUGAAGGGGACAAGGAGCAGGGGGAGGCGGAGGAGGACGAGGACGCUGCUGCGGACAACCGUGUGCUAGAGGCCAUCAUGUCUGUGGUUUCGGAGCGCGAGGAGAAGUCCCAUGGGUCGUUACCACCGCCGCCGCCUCUGCCCGCUGGUGGCCUGCCUGGGGCCGCCCAAGCAGCCAGCGAGUUCCUGGCCCAGCUUGCAUCCCCUGGCAGCAGCGACAAGCAGGGGGACGCUAAGGAGCGAGAGCGGGAGAUGCGGGACCGCGAGCGUGAGUGGGCUCGGGAGGCAGAUGCGGAGCGGCGGAAGGAGGAGGAGCGGCGGCGUGAGUUGGACGUCAAGUACGACAGCAAACUGCGGGAGUGGGAGCGGUACGAGAGGGAUCGAGCUGCGGCACGGGAACGUGACCGGGAGCGCCGGGCGCAGGCGGAGUCUGACUGGCGACGUGCCGUACGGGCAGACCUGGAUUCGUACGACAGCGAUGAUGACAGGGAGCCAUGGGAGCGGCGGCCGCUGCAUGGCAGCCGCAAGUCAGCUGAGCGCCGCAAGCGGCGACUGGCUGAGGAGGAGGAGGACGAGAUCGACCGCCAACGUGAGGCGCGGGAGGCGGAGCGCCGUGCCAAGCGGGCAGCAGCAGCCGCGGCGGCGGCAGGCGAGGCCAGCAUGCACGAGGGCACCCCCGGACCCGCUGGCAGCACGGUGGGUGAGGCAUACCCCACACCGCAUGCAAGCCAGCUUCAGAACGGGCCGGCCUCUGCGGUGGAACCCAAGCAGGAGGUGAAGCAGGAGCCGGAGGUGGACACCAACGACCCCAUCUACCAGGCCAUGCUAGCAGCAGCCCGGGCACCGCCACCGGUGCCCAUGCCGGCGCCGCAGCAGCCUUUCGGCCAUGGCGCUCCGGGAGUGAAGGUGGAGGAUGAGCCGCAGCAACGGCCGCAGGGACCCGGGCAUGCCGCGGAUUAUGCAGAUCAUGCGGUGGAUCAGGGGCACGCGCGCGGAGGCUAUGGUGCAGGGUCUCCGUCGCACACGGGAGGCGCCGGAGGAGCAGUGUCAGGGACCAGUGGAGGGUCAGCAGGGCCAGCAGCAGCUGCGGCGGGGGCUGGUGGGAGAGGUAUCUUUGGCGGGGGGUCACGCAUGCGGAAUACCGCGGCGUUGGCUGCCAUGUUUGCAGAUGAGGAGGAGACAACGCAGAAGCGGCAAUUGAAGCCAAUCCGCUACAGCGAGGAGGAAUUGCUCUCAGUCACGGACUCGCAACCCGCGGACGGAUCCCAACCGCUACCUGCCGUACCACAGCUGCCCGUUGCAGCAGCAGCUGCUGCUGCUGUCGUACCGGCGGUGCCCCAGCCGCCCGCUGACCCCAAGGCCGCGCUGAAGGCCAUGAUGGACUCCAUACCCACCAGCCGGGAUGGGGUGUUCUCCUAUAGCAUCAAAUGGUCGCACUACAACGCUGGUGCCAUGGGGGAGAAGUUCAAGGGCUGGGUGUCCUCCAAGGUGGAGCAGCUGCUGGGUGUGAAGGAGCCCACGCUGGUGGACUACGUGGUGAAGCUGCUGGGGCAGCACACCUCGCCCGCCGCCCUGCACGGGGAGCUCAGCCCCGUGCUAGACAACGACACGGAGACCUUUGUCAUCAAGCUCUACCGCAUGGUCAUCUACGAGACGGAGAAGGCGGCGCUGGGACUGGGCCAGCCGGCGCCGCAUUAGGGGCGCCACACUGCCUUGGAAGGGUGGAGGUUGUGGAUGUGGAGGUGUAGCACAGAUUUGGCCAGGAUACUGUGGGAAGGCAUGCACUCGCACGCUCGUGGCGUGGUCCGUUACCGACGCUGAUUGUUUUUGGAGAUGCUUUGCGCCAAGCAUUAUACCGUACUGUUGUAGGACCGGCUAUCGUUGGUUAGUCCCUACUGUUGUUGGACAAAGUGGGAAACUCCACACAACUGCGCUGUGCGAGCCCCUGUGGGAAGGCUCUGUCGGUGACACGUUUGUGCGUGUCCAGGAAGAAACGUGGUGCAUGAUUGGGGUUCCUCCGACGACGACCGAGCUCGUCCCGGGGCCGCAUAGUUUUCCAAACUCAUUGAAGCCUUAAGGUAAACUCGUCCAGUUUUCGACCUCUCCUUCUUGCGGACUUUUUAACUUGUGAA
Astrephomene gubernaculifera is the source of this 2889-nucleotide messenger RNA. The record is from the annotation of a GenBank genome assembly. NCBI's taxonomy places the organism in Eukaryota, Viridiplantae, Chlorophyta, Chlorophyceae, Chlamydomonadales, Astrephomenaceae.